Lepisosteus oculatus (spotted gar) is the source of this 685-nucleotide messenger RNA. NCBI's taxonomy places the organism in Eukaryota, Metazoa, Chordata, Actinopteri, Semionotiformes, Lepisosteidae. The record is from RefSeq and is a predicted model, not a curated record.
UCUGCACAUUGACCCCUGCACUCUCACCCGGAGACACUGACUGGCUCCCCUUGACCUCUGCACUCUGACCCCGGCAUGGUACUGGCGCUUCCAGCUGAGCAGGCGCCUCACUCUGAUGUCUGUCUCCCCAGGCGAUGAGGUGCGACUGCGGGUCGUCCUGGACUCCAUCCUCCAGCACGUCCACUCCGCACUGCUGCUCCACAAACUGGCUCGCGACGCCGCCACAGUCGGGGCCCCCCCUGAGGCCCCGGCUCACGGGCAGCGCCCUCUGCUGGUUGUGGCCUUGGAGCUGGGGGUCGAGGCAGCGCGAAGAACUCGGGGCUCCAGGAGCCAGAGACGCAAAGAGAUGGUGACCUGGCUGGCGGAGUGCGCUGCCCAGAACGGGCUGCCUGCUCUCCUCCUCCUGAUGCAGGACUGGGAGUCUCUCCUCACGCCUCAGGAGGCCGUGACCCUGCUGGUGCCUGGUGCCCUCUCCACAGGGCCGGGGCUCAGCCCGGGUGAGCUCAGCCAGCUGGCAGGCUGCGCAAGAACGGUGGCGCUGGAGUGCCUGGCGUGGGACCCCCUGACCUGCACGCUGCCCUCCCUCACGCUGUGCCAGGGCGACGCCACUGCCCUGGACGCCGCCUACCGCAUCGUGGUGGGAGCAGAGGAGGGAGAGGACAGAAAGCCGAGGUCAGACGGCUGA